AACUUCGAACGCGGAGUGUCACAUCGUGUGGAACGAACCAUGAGCUGAGCCACACAUCAUCACAUGCACGCGCUCUCCAGCUACAGGCGCGCGGCAGUCCCAGGACAGUAUAAAAAUCCCGGCGAACUGUCCCAAGAGCACGGAAAGAACUGGAUUUCUUAGGUGUAUCUGUCUGUCAAUCAAUCAUGAAGGCGGUGGCAAUAAUCCUUGCUCUGGCAGUCAUCUCUGGCUGCCAUGCCCGCGCCGUGCGCCAGGCAGAGGCCCUCCAGAACCACUGGGAGGAGAACGUUGAGCGCUUCUGGACCUACGUGUCUGAGAUCAACAGCAGAGCCGACGGACUGGUGGAGAACCUCAAGGCCUCCCAGCUCAGCAGAGAACUCGACACCCUGAUCACUGACACCAUGGCUGAGCUGACCGUGUACAAGGAGGACAUCCAGACCAAGUUGGGCCCCUACGCCCAGGACACAGUCGCCCUGCUGGGCCAGGACCUGCAGCUUCUGACCACCAAGCUCCAGACCGACAUGGUUGACGCCAAGGAGCGCAGCACACAGUACCUGGGAGAGCUCAGGACCAUGAUGGAGCAGAAUGCUGAUGAUGUCCAAAACCGUGCCAACACCUACACCCGCAAACUGAAGAAACGCCUUAACAAGGACACCGAGGAGAUCCGCAACACCGUGGCCACCUACCUGGGUGAAAUCCAGUCCCGUACCUCCCAGAACAUGGAUCUCGUGAAGGAGCGUGUGGAGCCCUUUGUGAGUCAGGCCCACGACACCACCAUCCGGAGGCUGGGCAGCUUCACUGACCUUCUGAAGAACCAGGCCCAGGACCUGAGCCAGCAGGUCUCCACCCAGGCCGAAGGCAUGCGCGAGCAGCUGGAGGCCACCGCCGAGGACCUGCGCACCACCCUGGAGGGCAAGAUCGAUGAGCUCAGCAGCCUGAUCGCCCCCUACGCCGCCAAGAUCCGUGAGCAGCUCCAGACCGCCAUGGACAAAGUCAAGGAGAGCACUGUCUAAAUGGACCCAGGGGAGGGAGGGGUUUGGAGGACUGGUGUCCCGCCACUGCACCCCUGUUUAAGUAGGGGUGGGGUGGUGAAGCACUGUGCCACCAUUCACCUAGCUACCACAGAGAGGAGGAGGGAGUUAAGUGUUACUGAUGCUGUGUUGGCACUGUGUGUUUUGGUUGAGGGGGGUUGAUAGAGAGAGAGGGGUGAGGAUGAUAGAGCUUUGAAGGGGUCUUGAGCAGACAAACACAGUCCUUUAUGUCUGUUCAGGCCUGUUCAAACACACAAGAGGUCAUUGUUUUUAACUUGCUUUGCUUGUCUUCCUCGUUAUAAGUGCUCUAGAUGUCUCCUCCAAAUUGUUCUACUAAUCUGCAUCAGGUUUCUAAGGCUGCUAUAUGGGAUACAAGGGGGGUUGAAACAGUAUCUAACAAUCGUGAGCCAAAUUGUCUCUGGCCCAUUCCAGCGCUGUCCCUGUCCUUCAUUUCAAUAACUGCACUGAAUUAAGACUGGGCUUAUCUCCAGUACUAGCAUCAGUCUGUCCAGAACCAAAGGAGCAGAACCACUCCAUGCCUUGCUUGUCUAUGAUGCUGUAUCUACACCUGCUCUGUAGGCUCUGUAUUUGUUGUGAUUCAUAUAGAAGUGUAUUUACUAUGACUGUAUUAUGAUGCGAAUAUGACAAUGAAACUUAAAGGUAUACUUCACAGGGUCCAUAUACUACCUGUCUGUAAUUUUUCAGUUUGGCCAGAGUGUCUCUGCCACUUCACAAUGUAACACGCCCUGCUGCUCACUAUAGUACACUGUUGGUCUGGCUGACUGGCUGACUGGCUGUCUGGCUGACUGGCUGUCUGGCUGACUGGCUGUCUGGCUGACUGCAGUGUGCUACCCAGCGCUGCGUAAAUAAAAUAUGCUUGUUGCUCAA
This is a messenger RNA of Salmo salar (Atlantic salmon), 1919 nucleotides long. RefSeq names its product apolipoprotein Eb (gene apoeb). Lineage: Eukaryota; Metazoa; Chordata; Actinopteri; Salmoniformes; Salmonidae. Gene Ontology annotation, cellular component: extracellular vesicle; low-density lipoprotein particle; very-low-density lipoprotein particle. Gene Ontology annotation, molecular function: cholesterol transfer activity; phosphatidylcholine-sterol O-acyltransferase activator activity; phospholipid binding. Gene Ontology annotation, biological process: cholesterol metabolic process; cholesterol efflux; phospholipid efflux. The record is from RefSeq and is a predicted model, not a curated record.